Spinacia oleracea (spinach) is the source of this 3385-nucleotide messenger RNA. Its product is annotated as wings apart-like protein 2. The coding region runs from base 190 to 2934 and encodes 914 amino acids. The record is from RefSeq and is a predicted model, not a curated record. Lineage: Eukaryota; Viridiplantae; Streptophyta; Magnoliopsida; Caryophyllales; Amaranthaceae. The transcript is spliced from 13 exons.
AAUCUCCAGAAAAUCAAAUCUUCAUUUUCUCUCUCCUCUUACCUGCGAGUCGAGCUUUGAAGAUCUUCAUCAUCUUCUUCAAUUCUCCAGAAAAAAAACCCCAAAUUUCUAUCCGUUUAAAUUCAAAUUCUUUGAAAGUUAUCGAAUUAAUUUUACGAUUUUGUCAAAAAAAAAAAAAAUUAAAUUCAGAUGAUUGUGAGGACGUACGGGCGGCGGAAGAUCGGGAGAACGUAUUCAGAUUUAUCGUUAAACGACGAAUUACUGAUGGAAGAAGAGGUUUUUGAAGGAGAAGAAGAAGACCCUUUUGCUUUUACGGAAACGACAACGACGGCAUCAACCUCGUACUCGCAGAAAUUCCAAGAAAGCCCUCAAGAAUUCGGGAGUUUCACGUUUUCAUCCCAAGAUUCGACUCGCUGGGUCAACUCGGAGGGUGAGAAUAACAGCAAUAACAGCUCAUCAGCGGCGGCGUUACAGCUGUUGGCGCCGGGAAAUGGGAGGAGAGAGAAAGCGAGGAGGUUGAAUGAUGGGAAGAGAGAGAGGGAGUGGGAGAGGAGAGAGACACCAAUAUCAAAAACGAUAACGACGACGUUGAUGGAGACGCAAGAGUAUGGGGAGAUGAUGGAGUGUGUGGAUGAAGUGGAUUUUGCUUUGGAUGGGUUGAGGAAAGGGCAAGGGGUUAGGGUUCGGAGGGCGAGUUUGUUGUCUUUGUUGAAUGUUUGUGGUUCACCUCAACAACGCCGCCUCCUUAAAGCUCAAGGCAUGGCGAAGACAAUUAUUGAUUCCAUCUUGGAUUUGAGCCUUGACGAUUCACCGAGCAAUUUGGCUGCUGCCACUCUGUUUUAUAUUUUAACAAGUGAUGGUCAGGACAGUUACCUUCUGGAUUCAUUUCCAUCAGUUCGGUUUCUAUUGAAGUUGUUGAAACCAACAGUUACUGAAACUAUUCCUGAUAAAGCACCAAGCAUCAGCCAGAAACUUCUUGCGCUGCGGAAGGAUAUGCUUCUGUCGCAGGAUACCAAAAAAAGGACGGAUUCAAGCUCCGCUACAAUAAUCCAAAAAGUCCUGGAGACUCUUGUUAGUUGUAAGGAUUUGAAGGCUAGCAAUGUGGAGAAUGAUGACAUAUCAAGGCCGGAGUUGAAUCCAAACUGGAUAUCUUUGUUGACUAUUGAAAAGGCUUGCUUGUCAACAAUAUCUAUUGAAGAUACCUCUGGCUUCGUAAGGAAAACAGGUGGAAACUUCAAGGAAAAAAUACGAGUGCUGGGAGGACUUGAUGCAGUUUUUGAGCUUGCACUAAAUUAUCAUUCGAAUUUGGAGGGUUCAAUUGAGCAUGUUACAGCAGCUUCAAUAAGGAAGUUGAAAGAUGGCAAGCUACAAAGUCUUCCACAGCUUUUUAAGUGCUUAAAAAUCAUGGAGAAUUCUACAUUUUUAAGCAAGGAAAAUCAGAGUCACUUGCUUGGACUAAAAGGAAAUUUGGCUGCUGGUCAAGGCUCUUCUUUAUCCUUUGUAAAACUCAUGAUUAGUUUUAUCAAGAUUCUCUCAGAACUGUCAUUACUGAGAACUUCAUCCACAAACUCUAGUCCUGAAAUGCCUACAAAUCGUUCAAAUGGGUCGGAUCAUUGUCGUGAGUUAUGUUUGAAGGCUGAACGAAAAGUGGAUAGCAAUGGGGUUUCCUCCUUGCGUUCUUCUCAAGAAUGUAGUAGCUCGGGAAGAUGCUCCUCAGAUACAGGUUUUAGUACAUCACAGAGCAGCGAGCGGUUGUCUGGCUUCCAGUUAUCAUCAAAUUCUGGAGCUACAACAGGGUUUGGGGUGGGAAAUUGCUUGAUAGAGAAAGCAGCCAGCUCCUCUGGAUCUGGUUCAUGCAGUUUCACAUCAAAAAGUUCUAAUGUUGGAGCACCUGCGAAUGGUCAUAGUUCAAAGACAAAGCUGCCUCUUGCGAAAAGCCCAUAUGAUAUUGACGACGUGUUUAUAGAUCUAGAUGACAAUCAGGAUCCAUUUGCAUUUGAUGAAGAGGACCUUGCACCCUCUAAGUGGGAAACACUACGUGGGAGACAUAGAGGACCAUGUAAACAGAAAAGAAGGCCAGCAUCUAGAAAUGCUGACAAUGAAUGUUUCUCCCUGCCAAUGUUGAGUCUGGAAGAAUCUCUUUCUCAGCCAAUGUUGAACCAAGAAGACUUUUGCAAUGCUGAACAAAACGAUGGAGAUCGUAUUUCAAGUGAUACUUCGUGCACAACUGCUAUUAGCGAAGAAAACUCCAGCCUUGUUGCUGAUUGCCUGCUGACUGCUAUCAAGGUACUCAUGAACCUGACAAAUGAUAAUGCUGUUGGCUGUCAGCAAAUUGCUGCUUGUGGUGGGCUUGAAACACUCUCGUCUUUGAUAGCAAGAAAUUUUCCCUCAUUUAGUCUUUUCACCUCUGGUGAGAGAAAAGAGAAAACCUUGUUCACUGGUGCAGUCUUGGAACUUGAAAGUCAAACAGAUAUACAUCUCAAUGACCAAGAGUUGGACUUUCUUGUUACAAUUUUGGGCUUGCUAGUUAACAUGGUGGAGAAUAAUGGUGAAAACAGAUCACGGCUUGCAGCUGCUGAGGUUUCAGUACAUUACUCGGGUCGGUUGCCUGAAGUUAAUACAGGGGUGAUACCGCUAUUAUGUUCCAUCUUUUUGGCCAACAGAGGAGCUGGUGAGGCAGCCGAAGAAGAACUUCAGUCAUGGGAUGCUGAGGAAGUGGUCUUGCAAGGGGAGAAAGAAGCUGAAAAAAUGAUUGUUGAAGCAUAUGCAGCGCUGUUGCUUGCAUUUCUCUCCACUGAGAGCAAAAGCAUACGCAAAGCUAUUGCAAAUUAUCUACCGGAUCACAGCGUGAAAGUACUUGUACCCGUGCUGGAGAGAUUUGUGACGUUUCAUCUUGACUUGUUUUCUAUCUUUUUCUUCAGACGUUUCAUAUGACAUUGAACAUGAUCUCACCAGAGACCCAUAAAACCGUGAGUGAAGUAAUCGAAUCAUGUAAACUGCCUUGAAAAAGCAAAAGAAGAGGGUUGUGUACAGGUUUCCCCUGCUUAUAUUGGUCGAUUUAUACGGAGUAUCUUCUAGUCUUAGUUACCUACAUGGCAAUAGAUUCCACUCAUCCACAUUCUUAGGGUUCAUCAACGCCAAUAUAGCACAAAUGAAAAUAUCUGACGUUUGAUGGUCUGUCAACCGAGGUUGAAAUUGUAGUUUGUUAUUUAGUCAAAUUAGCUUCACUGUUUUUGUUUUUGUAUUUGUAAUUGUUUUAUUUUACACUGAAUGUCUUAGCUCCAUAUCCCACCUUGUUUUAAGGACGAGGAUAAUAGCUGAUAAUGUAUACGGAGAUAUUGGCAAUGCCUGUAAUCAAAAGUUGUAAUGUAUAAUUGUGCUCGUA